Messenger RNA from Numida meleagris (helmeted guineafowl), 6932 nucleotides. RefSeq names its product transmembrane p24 trafficking protein family member 8 (gene TMED8). The record is from RefSeq and is a predicted model, not a curated record. Bases 147 to 1109 code for a protein of 320 amino acids. The transcript has 6 exons. NCBI's taxonomy places the organism in Eukaryota, Metazoa, Chordata, Aves, Galliformes, Numididae.
UCCCCGCGCGCACGCCGCUCGGCUCUUUCCGCCUCCCUCUCCGCUCGGCUCUUUCCGCCGGCGGCGGGCGCAGCGUUUCGGCUCGGCUCGGGUGUUUCCGCCGCGGCAGGCUGCCGCCCUGGGCCCCGCGCCCGCCGGCCCUGCCCAUGUCGGACGUACUGGCCGCCGCCGCCGGCUCCCGGUUCGAGCCCCCGGCCGCCGGGGCGCCGGGCGGCUUUAGCGGCGCUGAGCUCUCAUCAGAAAAUGAAGCCGCAGCCCGGAGGACGGAGCCCGCGGAGCAGCGGGGUGAUGGCUCGGAGCGCAGCGCCUCGCCGUGCGGGUCGCAGAUGGGGUCACCCGUGAGUGCGGAUGUGACAGAGGAUUCAAAGGAAGAUAGUUGUGCUUUGGAUGACCAGAAAGUGGCUGAAGCUGAAGAGAAGCUGCCUGACCAAAUCCAAUCCACCAAAGAGGAAGCUCCUGUUCGAAUGACCAAGUACCACAUACAUCAAGGAGCAGGGGAUAUAGUCAUGAUUCAGUCAGAUCAUACUGGUGCUGUGGAUAUCCUUUCAGCUGAGCUGGAAACUGCAGACCUCCUUGGGGAGCAGAGAAAAGCUCAGCCUCCCCCUCUGGCUCCACCUACUACAUGGACCAUGGGGAAGAUGAAGGAAUUCAAAGCCAAGAUGGGAAAGGAGAAGAAUGCUAGAAUGGUGGUGAAACGAGGCGAGGUGGUGACAGUCCGUGUGCCAACCCAUCCUGAUGGGAAACGUGUUUGCUGGGAGUUUGCUACAGAUGAUUAUGACAUUGGAUUUGGAGUCUAUUUUGACUGGACCACUGUUACUAGCACUGCCAUUACCGUGCAGGUCAGCGAAUCCAGUGAUGAGGAGGAUGAAGAGGAGGAAGAGGAAAUUGAAGGACUUGCCCCUGUUGGUGACGUGGAAAGGGGCUCCAAAUGCUAUCUGCGGAACCGCUAUGGAGAAGUCAUGCCUGUGUAUCGAAGGGACAGCCAUCGGGAGGUGCAGGCAGGCAGCCAUGACUACCCAGGCGAGGGCAUCUACCUGCUGAAAUUUGAUAACUCGUACUCUCUCCUCCGCAAUAAGACUCUGUUCUUUCACGUCUUUUACACUAGCUGAAGGGAUGGGAAGGGGCAGGGAUGGCAGACAGGAGGUGGUGAGCAUAGCAGGCUGCCACCCAGCCCUGAUACUCCCUGAUGGGCACUUCUAUGUGACAGAACCAAGGCACAACUCUGCUAGCAACUCUUCAGACACAACCUGGUUUCUCCCCACACCCUCCUUCCCAGCUGUCCCGGUGGAGAAAGGUGGUUGUGACUGGUUGUCUACAGACAGCUGUUAUUUCUAUGAAACUUUGGGAGUCCUGCUGUCUGUAGGUAUAGUGCUGGGCCUUCGUUGCAGCCAGUAAAUGCCCAGAGGCCAGGUGCAGCUGGUCUUGAUUUCUUUCUGUUGCAGUGAUACAAAAUGAAAUCAAAAUAUUCUUCAUCUGUUGCUGUUUUGUAAGUAAUUCUUCAGGCUCUAUCUGGAUCACUAGAGGGCAGCUGUCAGCUGCAGUAAAACAAAAAACAUGUCUGGCUUGUCACCUAACCACUAAUAAUCUUAUCACUUACCCACUACAUGUCACCAGCUGCCAGCGCUUCCUUCAUUCCUCUAUGUGGAGGUGCAGCAUGGCCAGUGGCAGCCAGUGCAGAUGGCAUGGCCAUGCUACAACAGCCAGCCCCAGCCUAUGGUACCCAUGUGUUAGAACAGAGCGUGGGGCUGGGGAUUGGAGUGCACAAAUGUAACUUCAUAGGAAGAUUUUCCUGUGGAUUAAGAAUUGGAUGUUGCAUCUGUAGAUUACAGGGAUAUAAAAAUCAUGAUUAAAACUCCAGCGACCACAAAGUUUUUUCUGUAAUCCAGAUGUAAUUCAGAAGAAAUGGUUUACUGCUGUAUUGAAUAAAUAUGAAAAGGUUGGGAUAUAACAAACAAAUAUACAGGAAAUGUUUCUUAGUAGCAGCAUGUUGGUUCACUGGUAUUGCUGCCAGCUGGGUAAUAGCAUAUAAAGGAAGGAAGAUGCUCCCCAGGGAAGCACAGUUUCUCAGCUGCUAUUGCUGUUACAAACGUAUUGUUGCAAAAGAACAGAAACUCAAAAGAGGUGGAAUUUACCUGAUCCUUGCUGUAAACUAGAAUGAGCAAGGCUGUUGUUAGCCCUGAUCAUGUGGUGAAGGAUGGAGUUCCUUGGCAUGUUUUAGUGGCUAGCGAUGGCGCUCCCUGCUUGAGUAUUGGUAGUUGAACAAGGAUUAAAUUAAUCCUUCAGAGAUGAGUUUUAAAUCACAUUUAUCAGCAACCAUUGUUUAUUUUAAUACUUUUAACAUACAAUCAUGCUCUUUUUAAGAAUAGUAACGUGUUUACAUUUUGAUACCUCUUUGCAGAGACACAGAAUGGCUAUUUGCACAGUGAUGCUAGUAGAAUUCUGAGUUUUAUUUUUAAAUCCUCCAGGUAAAGCACCUCUAUUUGAUCCAUUCCUUCUAUCGAGAGGGAAUGAUGAAGAAAAUGAUUUUGGGGUAGUUGAAGCCAAAGAUUUCAUUGUCCUAGGAGGGCUGCAUAUUUUAUCUCAAGGCUAUAUUGUAAUGCUGUGGAAUUUUCUUCAUGUUCAGGCUUCUCUUCUAACUAUCUCUGCUUACUUAUUCACUGCCCUAGAGCACUUAGUAGGUCAAAAAGGUGUGUGUGAGAGAGAAGCUUCUAGUAAAGCAGCCCAAGCUUGGAGCAGGAAGAAGGAAAGCCAGAAAACUGAUUGGAACAUGGUUGCUCCCUGGGUGAGCAGGCAGGGAGCAGAGCUGGUCAGGGUAAGGAGCAGAGCUGGUGCUACCCUGGGCCCUGAGUUGGAAGCCUUUCUCAAAAGAGCGAGAAAGAACCUGGUCACAGGGGAGCUGCUGAGCUGUCCCUCAGCAGAGGGAAACACAAGGCAGCCUUUACAGGGAGGUAGAACAGUAAGGCUUUAUAUCUGCAAUAGUAAAGUGAUCUUUAAUUUAGCAGCCUGGGGAAUAUUAUUCCUUCCUUUCUCCCCUCUUGGGGCGAUGAAGGACCAUCUUUUGUGGCCUUCGUACAGCACUUGAAUGAGGCCUGAGCAACUUGCAUAGGGCUCUCCCCACCCCCCCUUUUUUUUUUUUAACCCUUUGCCUAUCGAGUUCUUAGACACUAAGAAGAAGGUGACUUUUCAUUGUCUGACCAAAAAUGUCAGCGCUGCUCAAUGCACUGACUGCCUUUGGUCCUUUCUGAUGUAGUCUGCAGGGCCCUGUGUGCACUUGCUGGUUAAUGUAUAAGACACUGUGUGGCACCUGAUCCACUUUCUAAUUAGGAUUUAUUUAUGACAAAGGGAAUUUUGACCUGUAUGUAGGAUAAAUAUUCUACAACUACUGAUCCUCAGUUUCACAGCUUACUGUGGGAUACUGUUAUCACCUCUAAAUAAAUGUUUCUCCUAUAAUGUGGCCUCCCUAUUGCUAAUUUACUGCCACUUCCCCUCUCACUGUCUGUAUUUUGAUCAUAUUGUGGUUCAAAUCAUGCUUUGUCAUCUUGUAAGAGGUGAAGAAGGCCUGCUUCACUACCAGUUCUGGUUGCUUACUGAAACAAAUAGUAUGUGCAGGUUAUCAAGAUAAUAGUGAUAAAUUGCCUUGUAGAUGGUGAUCCUACUGCUCAGUUUUAGCUUUCUGAAAUGUGGACCAGCCUUUUAAUGAGGCUUUUAAUGAGGCUCAGGUCAUUUGUUUGGAACUGUCCCCAUCUCCUAGCCUCAUGGACUUAACAUAAGCAUUGAAUCUGGCAGGUUAUCCCAAUCCACAUGUGCUUGCCCUGCAAACACACUAUGCCCAUAAAUAGACCUGCUGUGGUGGAACUGAAAGUGUCUAGUGUGUAUUAUUUCACAUAUUUCUUCCCAGAAAUAUGUGGUAUCUCUUGUGAACACAAAACAGUUUUAGGCAUAGAGUAUUUCAUCUGUAGGAAACAGGAGCUUCACAGUUUUAUGGGAUAAUUACCCUUUGUUUAUUCUUUAAUUUCCACAUCGCAUAAAUGUUUCUCAGGUAUUGAAGCAUCAUUUGUUAUCUAAGUGACGACUUCUUUUUGGAAGGAUAUGUAGUCUUUAUUCAUUUUCGGAUAAAUCCACUAGCUUGGCUCUGUGGCUAGUGAUAAACAGUGGCCAUUUGCAUUCGAAAUUGAACUCAUAGUUGGUUCAAAGAAGUAAUCUCCUUAUUUCUUGUGUUCUUUUUUUCUGCUAUCUAUGUAUCCUGGACUUGUGUAUCUAAUCCCACUGUCUGCUGAGGCUGUGGUGGAAGCCGUUCUUGUUUUAAUUGUAAGCCUGCGGAACUAGAUACUGAGUUUAGAAUGAAAAAUGAAUGUAAAAGGUAUUUUCACUUCAGAUAGGGAAAUUAAUCCUUGAGAAAAGAAAAUUCCCAAUUUUUCUCCAGAAGGGAGAUCUCAGAUCAGUUCUAAAAAUACGUUUCUUCCUCCAGUAGAUUGUAUCUAAAAAUUCAAAAAGCUCAAUUAAGGAAUAAGCUUCUUCUACAUUUUGCAAAACAGUCUUUUUUUUUUUUAAUUAGGUUUGCUUUUGUGAAAGCACAGAAUUGUUUUCUGGUUUGUUUCGAGUAUAACUUAGGUCUAACAGUAAGAUUUUCAUGUUCAGCCAGAGGCAUAAAACAAUCCUGUAGCGUAGGAUUUGCCUAAAAAUUAAGUUGUGUAAUUGUUUAUAAUAAUGGUAACAAUCUGUUGGGUAUUUUUUAAUGUCAAAUCAGGUAAUAAGCUAUCCAUUGUUUUAUCUUAUUCUUCUCCAUUAGCAGUAGUGUAGCAGCAGGAGUUGAAAGUGUAUGCAUUUCACUGAGCACUGAGUUGAAAUUGCUUUAAUCAGGCACCGCUUGUACUGAUUUAAUUUGCUAACCAACUCUGGAGGCCUGUCGGAUGGAUUCAUGUUUAAGGUUAUUGGUGUCAGGUACAGGCUAUUUGGAAAGUAAUAUUUGGGACUCAGUUAUGUACAUUAAUACCACCACUGAGCCACUUACAUGAACAGUAAGUUGAAACUGUGCUUAAGGAGAGAAAGAGUUUAAUUGACUGUCUUGAGGUACUAAGAUGAAAGUUGAGUUACUAUGCAACAGCCUGAAAGGUUGCCAAGCUCCUUUCUUUUCGGUUCUAUCCUGUGGACUGUCUCCUUGUAACUGUGUGCAUGUAGCCAUGUAUGGCCUGCAGUGGGGCCAGCUGUGCUGCUGGACUUGGUGGGAUGGGCUGGAGGUGACCCUUGUCAUAUGCCUAGUUGCUGAGAGGUACUUGUUCUUGUGAGCUGGGAACUGGGGGUAGAGAAUUAAUCUCUAAUUGAGUUCACUUUAUCCCCACUGCUUAUAUCCUUCCUUCUUGCCUCACUGCUCCCUAGUACACUUUGCAGAGGAUUUAUCACAAGGUGCCUUAGGAGCAAGGAGCAUGUCUGAAGUAAGAGCCACAGAUGUCAUUAAUCCAAGGGUUUUUUUUCCUUAUUUCUCUCUGAGCAGAGAGGAGGCACUAAGAUCAAGCAAGGAGAGCCGUGGUAAGCUGUUCCUGAGGGCUUAAGCUGUUCAUUAGUCUGCCUUGUUGCUCAUAAGCUGCUGCAAAAUAUUGUGGAACACCAGAGGACUACUCCUUCUGAUAUUCUGAUGCUAAGCCUGAGGACCAGAGAAACAGCAGACAGACAUAGAUAGCAUUCCUCAUGGCCAUUCAUUAUUUUACCAAAGUGAGUUCAGUGUUGAGUGGUGUGUGCUUACGUGUAUUGAGAUUGGAUGAGAGAUCAAAGCAACAAAGGUGUUUUUUAUCUGCAAGUGAAAUUACUUUCUCCAUUUCUUGUUUCUGGGAUAAUAAUGGAUGUGAUGAUUAAUGUCAUGUAGAUAUAGCAUAACAUCUGAAUUGGAAGAAGGGAAAACUGAACUGAUCUUGUCAAAUACAUAAGUUAAUUAGGCUGUGAAAGAAGCCACAAGUUUAGCAGGAGUCAAAGUGUGAAGUCACUUAUCUAGAUAAGUUAGUAAACACUUAACUAAAGUUUUAGAGUAAACAUCAAAUUGCAGAGUUCAAAGACAUCUUGCUAGGAGAAGAAUUUCCUUUGGAACCAUUCUACUUUUGCCUCCAAAGGGUCUCUGGCAUUUUAUUCCAAAACACUUAUGCUGUUGCAGCUCAAGAUAGAACAUCAAGGCUGAAUGGAUGGAUCUGAGUGGCUCUGGGCGGCCUGGUCUAGUGGUUGGCGACCCUGCACUCAGCAGGGGGGUUGAGACUAGAUGAUCUCUGAGGUCCUUUUCAACCCAGGCCAUUCUAUGAUUCUAUGAUCUGUGGUUGGUCAGUAAGGGUUAUCUGGUUUAAGCCCAUCUGGACUGGUGAGUGAAGUCUCUUAGGCAAGAAGCUAGAUGCCAACCAUUAGGCUCUAAGCUAAAGAGGCUUUGCCUGACUUUUAAGUUUAGGAGCUGUUCUUGGAAACUAAACAGCUGGAGAUGAUCUACCUGUAACUUCCAGGAUGUCUGAGUGACUAACUGCUCUCCUCAAAGUGAAGCAAUCUGCUCUUGAGUCCCUGCUCCAAGCUGCUAGCAUAGUCUUUCAGUGGAGAGUGUCUUGUAGGUGUUCAUAUCCUUUUUUUUUUUUUCCAGACAUAUAUUCUUGUAAACUGUGACAGCUGUCUAAGUCCUUAUGUGAUGUGAAUAUAUUUGAUGUCCUAGAACCUCAAAAUUCAUUUGUCUGUACCAGCCUGUUGCUUUUCAUCUCCUGAAGAAAUUAGUUCUAAAGGGAGGUUACUUUAACAAGAUAUGGCACUGAAUCUAUUGCUGAAGGGCACAUGUGAAGACAUAUUUAUAGCGUGCUUGCAUUCCUUCUAGGCUUGGUUUGUAUUGUUUAUAUUUGAUGUGUUGUGGCUGAUUUGUAAUAUUAUAUUGAAAGUUAUUCCCUUUAAAUAAACUUUUCACUAUGCAAUCACAA